This is a messenger RNA of Triticum turgidum subsp. durum (durum wheat), 1032 nucleotides long. The record is from the annotation of a GenBank genome assembly. Lineage: Eukaryota; Viridiplantae; Streptophyta; Magnoliopsida; Poales; Poaceae.
AUGGUAGCCAAGAGUAUGAAAAAGGAGAGGCUUCAGGAGAACCUAGGAAUCUUUGACUGGGAACUGACGGACGAAGACCGGUUCAAGAUUACUCGGAUACGGCAGUACAAGAAGGUCACGGUGCUGGCGAUCCUCUGCCCUGAAGGUGUCCCUGGCGUCGAUAUGUCGGAGGUUGAUGUGGUUGAAACGGUGGGCUACCGCCACUUCGACACGGCCGCCAUGUACGCGACGGAGCGGCCCCUGGGCGAGGCCCUCGCGGAGGCGGUGCGCCGCGGGCUCCUGGCGUCCCGGGAGGAGGUGUUCGUCACGUCCAAGCUCUGGUGCACGCAGUGCCACCCUCAGCUCGUGCUUCGGUCCCUCCGGGAGAGCCUCCAGAACCUGCAGAUGGAGUACGUGGACCUGUACCUGAUCCACUGGCCGAUCAGCCUGAAGCCCGGGCCGGCGGUGUUCCCGGUGAAGCGGGACGACGCCGUCCCGUUCGACUUCGAGGGCGUGUGGCGCGCGAUGGAGGAGUGCCACCGCCUCGGGCUCGCCAAGGCCAUCGGCGUCAGCAACUUCACCACCAGCCACCUCCACAAGCUACUCGCCGCUGCCACCGUCCCUCCUGCAGUCAACCAGGUGGAGAUGAACCCGGUCUGGCAGCAGAGGAAGCUGAGGGGGUACUGCGCGGAGAAGGGCAUCCACGUCGCGGCCUACUCGCCGUUGGGAGGGCAGAAUUGGUCCGGCGACGGAAACGCCGUGCUGGACUCCGAGGUGCUCGCGGAGAUCGCCAGGGCCAGAGGAAAGACCGUCGCACAGGUAGCGCUGAGGUGGAUCUACGAGCAAGGGGUGACCCCGAUCGUCAAGAGCUUCAGCAAGGAGAGGCUCAAGGAGAACCUCGGGAUCUUCGACUGGGGGCUCGCCGACGACGACCUGCGCAAGAUCGGCCAGAUUCCGCAGAAGAAGAUCGUCAAAGCUGCAGGCAUGCUGUUCUCGGCAGAGGGCGAGUUCACGUCGGUUGACCUCGCAGACAUGGAAAUUGUCGAGGAAUAA